AUCCAAUAUUCCGGGAUCUUCUGUGAGGUUUUGGAGUUGAAUACAUUGAAUAUACAGUGUGAUAGUUUAAGUUAUAUUGACGAUAUGGCUAAACGAGAGCAAGUUUUGAUAAUAGAGCCAAAACAUGAACUUAAAUUUCGAGGCCCUUUCAAACAAAUGAGUACUUCUCACUUAGAAUUAAAAAAUCCAAUAGACUCACCUGUUUGUUUCAAAAUAAAAACUACUGCUCCAAAAAAAUACUGUGUUCGGCCAAACUCUGGUAUUGUGCUACCUAAACAAACUGUUGUAGUUGCAGUUUGUCUUCAACCAUUUGAGUUUGACCCUAGUGAAAAAAGUAAGCAUAAAUUUAUGGUGCAGACUAUGAUUGCUCCAGAGGGAGAAUUUAAUCAAGAUACAUUAUGGAAAGAAGCUGAUGCAGAUAGUUUAAUGGAUACAAAAUUAAAGUGUGUAUUUGAAUUACCAACUGAAGGAGAAGUUGGAUCCACUGUUCCUGAUACGUCAACUAGGGAAGAAGCCAAAAACAGUGGAGAUUCACCUAAUGUACAAGAAGGAGGAGAGGUUGCUAAAGAUAUGAAACUAAAAGUUCUCCGGGAGGAAGAGAAUUCACUACGUCAAGAAAACCUUAUUUUGAAGGAACAAGUUUUAGUGCUAGAAAAACAAGCUGAGGCACUGCGUAAAAGGUCACGCGUUGCUAUACAGCCACAGCCAAUAUAUCAGACGCCCCUAAUUGUGGUCGCAAUUCUUACUGGACUUGUUGGAAUUAUUUUGGGAAAGUUCCUGCUCUGAAAAGCAUUUACACAAAUUUCCCCUCAGACUCCUUAAUACACACAUUGUAAUUAGCACAUUCCCCCUCCCCUGUAACUAUCGCUUGCCCUUCCUGCUCCAAUCACAUAUUAUUACUCCGUAAUUUCAUAAAAUAUAAACACAUCUUAGACUUGCAUAUAUAUAUAUACAUAUAUUAUUUUAGCCACAUAUUUAUUAACAGGCAAAUUUUCCCUGUUUAAAAAAAAUGAAAAGAAACAAGAAUCAUUUUCCUUUGCUUAAAGAAACAACUCUGAAAGAAGAAAAUGCAUUUCAUAAAUCAUUUUUAUGUUUUGGAUUCAGAAUUAUGUCCAAUUAUUAAUUACUUAUUUUUCUAACAGUCCAGUGUGAUAACAGGUCACUAGCAAACAUAAAUUAGGGAUCAACAUUUAUAACUGAUGGGCAAGUUAAGUUUUCAAAAUUUUCUAAAAAAAAAAAAUUGAUGUGAAAUAUUUUGAUUUUUAACUUAUCAAUCUGGUUUUGUUUCAGUAUUAAUAUUUUAGAAGUAUAAAUAUAUCACCCAUAUUGUCAACUUUGUGAUGAGUUGUGUAAAUAACUUUGUUUUGUAAAUUGGAAUGUUUUGCAGUUAUUAAUAAACCUGCAUUUUAUAAAAACUUUGUUUUGUUACACACUGCAUUAGAGUUAUUUUAAAUUAAAAAGAAGACUUUUUUUGAUGAGUUGUGACAUAUAUUAUAAUGUAUUAUUGCAAUACCAAUUUGGUUUAUUUAUUAUCAAAUUUAUUUUAUUGUAUAGUUAGACUUUUUAUCAGUGUAAUAUCUGAUAAUUAUGUUUUUUUGUUUUUUUACUCAGAUAUGAUUUAAUUGAGUUAUUGUUUUCUGGUGAAAAUGCAAUUUUAUGAUUAAAAGGGUUUUCAUUAUUACUGUUUUAAACUGCGCUCAUGUUGUUAGAACCCAUGCCUUAUUUGUAAUUUUUUUUUCUCUCAGUUUAUCACUAAUGAAAUUAUACCGCACAUUAAUAUGAAUUAUUUUGCAUCGAUUUAAUAUGCAAUAUAGACAAAUUGAUUAUAAUAUAUACUGAGCCUCCCAAUUUGAAUAGAAGACAUUUACAAUGACUUAUAUUUGUGUAACUUAUACUUCAUAUAUCUGCUGAUGGUCAGUAUUCUGAACACAAUAUAUUUAUUCUUUUGUAAUAAAGGUUGAUGUUGCACCAUUCACAUUUUCAGUGACUAAUUUAAUUGUUUGUUAUUUAAUUGAAUUGGUGGCUGGAGGAAUGUUAAUUUGCCUUUUUUACAAUUACAUUUUUUUAGUGGAACCUCAUUUGUUGUGGAUAUUUGUAUAGGAAAGUUAAGGUUAAUUGGUUAACUUGAGAACUUAACCCUUAACUUGUCUUAGAGUGGGUAUUCCACCAGAAAAAGUUAAACCAGCAUUGCUCCAGCCACCAAUUUAAUUUUAGAUUUUUCUAGUCAUGGUUAAAGUUUGUAAUUAACAGUUAUAAAACUAUAAAUUCUUUGGUGUUUGCAGGAGUUACAAAUUUUGAUUGAAUAAAGAGAUGUGACAUCUCCUUUUCUCAAAAUUUUUAGGCCUUCAUUAUUUUGCGAAUUUUAUUUUGAACAUCAUAUUUUUUUCAUUUAGGGACUGGUAUAUCUUAGCUUUCAGUUUUUACUAACCUAUUGUUAGUUUCACUUAAUAUUUUGUAAGUUUAAACUCCUAUUUAUAUGUAUAUAGGAAUUUACAAAUACAAAUAUGGUGUUUUCAGGGAUAUUCAGCAUUUUGAAACAUUUUUUUUACUAACAUUUGCUGUUAUUAUCAUCUACCUACUUAUAAGAAAAACGGUAAAACUAAAACUAUUCAGUACAUAUUUUCUAAUUUGCAGCUG
Molecule: messenger RNA, 2637 nt
Organism: Nezara viridula (southern green stink bug)
Lineage: Eukaryota; Metazoa; Arthropoda; Insecta; Hemiptera; Pentatomidae
Source: the annotation of a GenBank genome assembly